AUGAAGGUGGAGAUCAGAAACCGGAAGGGCAAAGAGAGCAACAAGAAAGGAACCCUAGUUUAUUCAGAGAAAUGAGAAAGUACCAUGCAGAGUACCUCUACUCAGAGCUAUGACAAGUCUUUCUCCCCACUAAAGUUUAAGAAAUUGAGAUCUAGAAGGGAUUUACACAAGAGGCAUAAGAAGAGUAUGGUGAGAGAUAAUAAAGCCCUUGAAGAUUUGAAAAAGGAUCUCAAUAGCUCUUAUGACCUUACUAAUGCGUACAAGGAGAAAUCUAGAGAAGAAAAUAAAGGAAUUGACAAAUAUUUAAUGUACAGAUCCUCUUUUAUCCCAUCUGUAUUUGUGAAAAGAUACACCGGAUCUGGAAUUUUUCCAUCUAACAAAGUAUGGACUGAUAAAGACAUGGCUCCAAUGUGUCAAUUGCAUAAGAAGUCUCAUGCCUAUCUUCAGAAGAAUAAGAUGUGGCAGAAAUCCCUUCUUAAGAAGCUGAAGAAUAGGAAAGAAAUAGGCAAGUAAAAAUAAGACUAUUGAUUUUGAUGUGAGCCCUUCAAAAUGAAGUUUUGUGCGAAUCUCAAGCCCCAUAAAAGAUGGGAGUUCCUUUAUCAAGGAGUUCAUCCGCCAGAGAGCAGCUCUCCAGAACAACCUCAAAGGCAGGAAUCAAGUGUUGAAUAACUCAUUAAAAGUGCGCAGGAUUGACAAUGAAAGUAUUGAAUUUCAGAACGAUGUUAUUAAGAAACGGACUGCAAGUAACCACUGUCUUGUAACAAGGUCUAAAGAGACUAGUAUCUCCCCGCAUCGCAAGGCUUUGAAGCUCAACUAUAUACAGAAGAGCUUUAAGAGUCAAGAGAGGAGCAGUGUUACUCUAAAAAUCAAGGAUGUCGAGUCUUGUCCCUGGGAGACCAAGUAUGAUUGAGAUACUACUUUUUAUGAUUAUAAUGACCAGCACAAGUAUGGUGAUGCGUAAUAGUAGUUUUGCUAGUUUAGUU
Molecule: messenger RNA, 983 nt
Organism: Moneuplotes crassus
Lineage: Eukaryota; Ciliophora; Spirotrichea; Euplotida; Euplotidae
Source: the annotation of a GenBank genome assembly